AACGCGCGUGCGCAGCCGCAGUCAGUUGUUGUUGUGCGCCUCGUGUGAUCCCAUGCUAAAGAGCUGAGCUCCGUUAUAGUCCGUGGUGUCCGUGGCAAAUCGUUGCAUUUAGUUUUUGCAUAUGCAAUUUAUUGCAAUAUAAUUUAUAGCAACUUGUUUUUCUCAAAGUCACAACGUGCGACGUCGCGUCGGCAGCACAAAUUGCGCAUUUUAAAAGUUAAAAUAAAUAAAAGUAAAAAAGCAACUGACAAGAAAAAAAACAAAAAGAAAACCCCGAGUGCAGUUGACGAUUUAUGUGUUAAUUUUUUUGGCAUUUCUUGAGGCUUCCUGCAAGGCGAAUAAGCCCAGAACACAACUUUUGCAUACCAAAAAGGCAAAAAUCAGAGACAAUGCACAACUUAAAGUCCAGUCUGCCGCUGCUGUUGUUGCUUUUGGCCUUGUCGCUGUGCAUAAGCUCCUGCCAUGGUGGCCGACGUCUGCGCAAGAAGCCGAAGGUCUAUAAUGCACUCAUCACCACGGAUGACAAUUUGACCUCGAGUCGAGCCUAUCCGGUCAUUCAACCCACCAUACACGAGCCAGGCUAUGCGCCAUUUGGGCCCUAUAACCCAUUUGGUUUCUACAGUCCGCCGCUCGUAAGAUUCGGACAGCCACUGGUGCCAGGUCUGCCGCCCAAUGAGCGGCUGCCGUAUCCAUUGCCCACAGCGCCGCAAUAUCCGCCCGUCUAUAGUACAUCCUUUGAUCCCAACCAGCCCAGCAUUGUACCGGCGGAACAGCAGCCACAGCCGCAACCACAACCUGAGCUGGCGGCACAAGCUCCAGCCCAGCCAGAUGAGACAGAGCCCAAGGAGCUUAAGACCAAGGAGCAGCUGCCGCUGCCACUCAACGAGCGGGGACUGCCGCCUGUUUUGAUACCACUUUCCUCUCAAUUUAAUGGCCAAUCCAUGCAUCUGCCGCCCUAUCCAUAUCACCAAUACCCGCUAAUCUAUGACCAGGCGGGCUAUGUUCAACAGCGCGAGAACUAUUUGCCGCCCUACGAUUACUAUCCCAGCCAGGGCUAUCCAACGCGCAGUCCUCCAGCCGCUGCGCCGCCAAUGUACCCGGCAGAGCCGGAGAUGCAGCCCUUGCCACUGGAUAGCCUCGAUGCCACGCCCAGUUUUGAUGACAUCAAAAAUGGUUCGGAGAACAAAAAUAGCGAUGUACCCGAUGUACCGCCGCCACCAAUACCUUCCGGUCCAAAGCGCCCUAGACCAAAGGAUAAUUGAGGCGUAUUUCGGCGCCGGCCCCUAAAUAAAAAUAUACGCGUAUUUAUUACCAUUUUCUUUAAGCAUUUUCAUUUGAUGUAUUUGUACGUUGUCGUUUAAUAAUAUAAUUUAAUAAGCUUAGUAAGUGUUCA
Drosophila montana is the source of this 1393-nucleotide messenger RNA. Its product is annotated as calcium-binding protein P. Bases 390 to 1262 code for a protein of 290 amino acids. The transcript has 3 exons. Lineage: Eukaryota; Metazoa; Arthropoda; Insecta; Diptera; Drosophilidae. The record is from RefSeq and is a predicted model, not a curated record.